AGAGAGAGAGACAGAGAGAAGUUCUAAAGUCUAGAAUCCCGCUAAAGUUUCUCACCUUCUUCGUUGAAUUUGCGAGCAGAGGAAGGAAUCAGCAGAGAAACAAUGUUGUUCUUUUCUUACUUCAAGGAUUUGGUUGGACAAGAAGUGACGGUUGAGCUGAAGAACGAUUUAGCCAUAAGAGGAACUCUUCACUCAGUUGAUCAGUAUCUGAAUAUCAAGCUCGAGAAUACUAGGGUUGUUGACCAGGACAAGUACCCACACAUGCUUUCAGUGAGAAACUGUUUCAUCAGAGGAUCUGUGGUAAGGUAUGUGCAGUUACCUCCUGAUGGAGUCGAUGUUGAUUUACUUCAUGAUGCCGCUAGAAGAGAAGCUAGGGGUGGUUAAUUCUGCAGAAUCGUUGUACCUCCAGACUUGGUACUUUUCAUUUGGUGUAAUGGCUUGAUAAUUGAAUAUUUCCCUGAUGUAGAGCCCGAUGGUUGGCCAUGAAUCUUGUUACAUUAUCUUUAUCGAAGGAUCAUUUUUAUUGUUA
Messenger RNA from Capsella rubella, 529 nucleotides. RefSeq names its product sm-like protein LSM2. Gene Ontology annotation, cellular component: catalytic step 2 spliceosome; P-body; U4/U6 x U5 tri-snRNP complex. Gene Ontology annotation, molecular function: RNA binding. The record is from RefSeq and is a predicted model, not a curated record. The transcript has 3 exons. The coding region runs from base 103 to 384 and encodes 93 amino acids. Gene Ontology annotation, biological process: mRNA splicing, via spliceosome. Lineage: Eukaryota; Viridiplantae; Streptophyta; Magnoliopsida; Brassicales; Brassicaceae.